Limanda limanda (common dab) is the source of this 3163-nucleotide messenger RNA. It is a transcript of the gene laynb, whose product is annotated as layilin b. The transcript has 7 exons. The coding region runs from base 88 to 1194 and encodes 368 amino acids. The record is from RefSeq and is a predicted model, not a curated record. NCBI's taxonomy places the organism in Eukaryota, Metazoa, Chordata, Actinopteri, Pleuronectiformes, Pleuronectidae. Gene Ontology annotation, molecular function: hyaluronic acid binding.
GUCCAGCUCCUGAAGAAGCAGCUCGCUCCCUCCGUUACUUUAACAUCUCACCAGUGGCCGGGCAGCUCAUGUAGUGAACAUGUAGAGAUGGAUUUUAUGAAGCUGUUUGCCACCGUCGUCCUCGUUUUGUUCCAGCCUGGGUCCGCUUCUAAAAUAAAUGGCCAAAUGAUCUGUCGGCGUGGGACAGAGCGGCCGUGCUACAAGGUGUCCAACAUCCAGGACAGCAGACGGAGAGUGACCUUCGAAGAUGCCAGGCAGACCUGCAGGUCGGACGGGGGCGAGUUGCUCAGCAUUGAAACAGAGAGCGAGCAGCGACUGGUAGAGAGGUUCAUACAACAGAUGCAGGCCGGAGAUGGAGACUUCUGGAUUGUUCUCCGCCAAAGCCCCCAGCGCUACAGGGCAGGGGCCACAAUCCCAGGUUGCCCCUCACAGUACUAUUGGCUGGAUGGAAGCAAGGCCAAGUUCAGGAACUGGCACUGGGAUGAGCCAUCGUGUCGUGGUGAAAUGUGCGUGAUUCUGUACGAUCAGUCGCCUGCUCCGCCUGACGGAGAUGGUCGUUUCCUGUUCCAGUGGAGUGACGUCAACUGCUACUCUAAGAACAGCGUUGUCUGCAAAUACCCAGAAGAAAAAGCCCCAGUAUUUACUGAUGAACGGAACAUGACACAUGCAGUUCCAUCCCUGAGGCCAAAACUAUUCUCAACUACUGAAAGUGACGACAAGACAAAAAUAGUUCUACCUGAGUCUUCAGUGUCUCUCUCAGACAACACCCUGUAUGCUUCCUACAUCCUUUAUGCAACUGUUCCUGCUGUCCUGCUGCUGCUGUCUGCGGCUGCUGGCUUCUUCUGUUACAGAAAGCAUGCGAAAAGGAGGAAGACAGAAACAGAGAACUGCCCCAGCAUCUCACAACCAUGGAAGUCAACCACAGCUUCACUUUGUCCCAUUCAAGGACCUUACGCCUUCAGUGACAUCACCAAACUGCCUCACACCGCCCUCGACGCCAGCACCACCGCAGACAUCUUGACAAAGUUAUCGUGCGGCCCCUCCCCGGACUCCCAGUGUGACGAUUAUGAGAAUGUGUCCUGCACGUACAAGGCGAGCGGCUUUGUGACCAACGACAUCUACGAGACCUGCAAAGCUCAGAGUCGGCGCAGCCGCGGUCAGACUGGUUGGGUGGAAAACGAGAUCUACGGAUAAUGCUGUCGAUGCCUAUCUGUUCUCUCCCAAGUGUCCGUCAUACUUCACUGCAGCUACAGAAAAUGAACCAGCCAGAGACAAGAACACUAUGUUCUCCAUCCCUGUUUCCUCCUGUGCACCAUACUGGCUGCUUGUGUGGUGUAGGGUUACUAAACAGGUGGCUGUGUCAGCCUGGUUAUUUGAGGAUAGAUCUGUUUCCUGUGUGUGUCUGCAGCGCUGCCUCCUCAGCAUCCAGCAUUCAAGUCUCAUUACUCACUAUUGCAGGGUUUCCCAAAGUUUGGUCAACUGUGACUCUGCCGUAUAUUUAGACCCAGAACUUCCAGAGAGUUCUCUAGCUCAGAUUGUCAAACAAAUUGUGAAUUUGACCAUGUAAAAAUAAUACGAUAUGUUUAAAAGUUGAAUUACAACAUUUUAUUAUGUAAGAAGACAAGCCUGUGGUAAUUGUAGCAGCUUUGUGAUGGUGAAUCUAUGCACAGCUGUGUUUUGAGCUAACAACCUGCAGAUAUUUAACUGUUCUAAUGUUUACCAAGUUCCCAUCUUAGCUUGGUGUGUUGUCAUGCUAACAUUUGCUAAUUAACACCGGAACCUAAGUAUAGUUGAGGCCAAUGGGAAUGUUAUCAGUCUAGAAAGUAUAUUUAGUUAUUAACCAAAGCAGAGGGAAACUAUAUAUGUAAAUAUAUGUAAGCAUCAGAAUCAGGUCAGGUUUGGACACACACAAAAAAGGAUCCCUGUUGAGUUCAGGUUGUGUUUGGUUAGUAUUCCUAUUAGCUUGGACGUUGUGUGGAUAGAAAAAGGAAACUUGAGCUGUUCUUCAUUGUGAUGGUGUAUAUGUCACUAAGAUCGAUCGUUUAGACUCUGUGAAUUUCAAAAAUGUUAUACCAAUCAGUGUAUAAUCGUUGAGAAUUUCUGGAUGGAAAUGUGGAAAAACAUGCAGCUGCUGGAAGCAACAGAGAAAAUUUCACCAAAGUCAUAGGAUUCAUCAUCUUGGGACCAUGGAAAUGCAUCUAGAUGUUGGUGAACAAUUUAAUGGUAGACCAGCCUGGUGGACAGACGGAAUGAGAUAAUUUAUUCAAACUUCAUUUUAUAUAUAGAAUUAUGAAAUAUCCAUCAAACAAAUUCAGUCAGUGGUGGAAAUCUGAUCUGAAUCAUGAAUGAGUCAGCUCGGUUCAGCGGCGCAGCAAGUGCAGCUAUAUACGGCAGGGUGGAUUACACAUCUAACCCUGGGAAUAACUGCAAGUUUUGAGCCCUCACGCAGGGUUACUCAUCUUGUAAACAAUCCCGAAUUAAACUACUCAACCGUUUUGCCAAUAACUUCAGUAGAUAUUACUGUAGGAGGCACAAGGACCGAAAGAUUGCGUCAGCUCUCCACUGAUGCACACAUCCUAUUUAGGGACUAUUCUGACCUUUUCUCUAAACCCGAAGAGCGCUGUUGUGUGUGUGUGAGCCCCAAUUUAAGGCUUCCUGUUUGGACUGUGAUGUCAGGGAACAGGACAGGGCAUGUGGAAACACUGAUGACAGAACUCUGCUGACCCCAGUAAACCUCAAGUACUUAACUCAAGUUAGAGUUUGACAUAGACACUGGUGAGGAGUGACCAGUUGAGAUCAGGUCAUGGAUUCCCUCAUUGUUGUUUGCCUGUGAAAGAACGUACCUGUGUGGUGAACAUAAAGAUACCAUGGGUUGUGUCUCAGUGUGCACUGAGUGAGCACUGAGUGGGCUGUUGGGUCGGUGUCUUGGAAAGAUGUAGUAAGCCCAGUGAGGAGAGGCUGAGUGUGUUCUUGGAGAAUGUUCGACAGGAAAUGCCAAAAGCACAUCUGGAACUCCUACAUCCAGGAAGUCUAUGCGUGACAGCAGAGGCCUCCGGGGCGCUGCUUGGCUCUGCCGGCCUAGCAAGCCACGGUUCUGUGUUAGAACGACCACUCGGAACAUGACAUGAUUGUUGGGUGAGAAAUAAAGUUUGGUUGCACAAUG